CUACCUCCCAGAAUGCAACGCUUUCCGAGGCACUUCGGAAUGCUAGCGAUGCUAGCUACAUAGCUGAUUGUAAACCACCCAGCAGAACCAGUUGUUUUAACAAAAUAGGAUACCUGCGUAGUCUAGAAACCCUUGCAAAACAUAAUGCAAUGGUUCGGCUCGUUUCCAGAUGUUAAACUGUCAAUUUCUUUGGAAUACAUGAUGUGCUAGCACGCUAGCUAGCUAUACUAGUCAGUUGGAGACAAGUGGAGUUCUUGUCAACACAGGUUCGGCGCACAAAAUGCUGCAUCUUUGUCGUUGUUCUUUACAUUGCUCUGACGGAAUGGGGUGGAUACAACGGUAGCUGGAAAAACAUCCUCAAGCCAGCUAGGUUCCCUGGUAAGCCAGCUAAACAGGACCCAGCGACCUAGAGCAGGUACCGUCCAGCGAGAUUAAACAGAAGUUCUUCUCAAGACUGCUCUCCAGUUGCCAUGGAUCUGUCAAGGAGUCAGAUGAGUUCUGCAGACCUGGGACUGGCAAAACAGCUUAGCUGGCACAACCGCCUGACUAGGAGUUGUAACCCAGCAACCAACCGCCCUCAGAACCACCCCGGGACCAAGCCCCACCCUGCUCCCGCUCACUCACACCCAGACCCAGCCUUCAGGAUCUCAUCCUAUGGAACCAGAUCCAGGUCUCUCCUCUCUCACAGAUCUCCCUCACCUCUCCCAGGAAUCAGCCACAGUGUGGGGGGAGGGGAGGCUGGGGCGAUGCCCCCGGGUCCAGGUGUGGAUGCCAGGCUGGAGGGAGGGGUCCAGUGUGCAGUAAACGGAGGUAUACACCCCGGCUCCAACAGGACGCUUUCCCAGGGCGUGGGUCCGGACCCUUUCCGUACCGGGCCCCGGAGUGGCGGCGGCGGGGGCCUUUGGAACCCCAGGUCGUACGACCCCGACCAAUCAGACAGCCCCAGCCCAGAGAGCAGCGGGGGAGAGGACAGCCAGAGUGACUCUGACGUCAUCUACCUGGUCUCCACUGCGCAGGACGACGCCCUUGUCUCUCAGGAGGACUCCGCCAGCCCCUGCAGCUCCCUGGACAGAGACUGCACGAGUUCCAUAGAGAGAGACUGUCCCAUAGUGGACCCUCUGUCCCACGCGACGGCCUCCUCCCUGAAUGAGGGGCUGGGCUGUUUCCUGCUGCCACCGUCCCACCGCUCCCCCAGCCCAGACAGCACCUACUCGGACGACUCCUCCUACAGCACCAGGGACGUGCUGCUCCACAGCAAGCCUGUCGUCCACCUUUCCCAGCUGGUCUACGCCGACUGCCCGGGCUCGCCCGUGGACAUCUCCAGCGACGACAGCGACGUGAUGGAAGUGCCUGUGACGAACCACAAGAGCGGGUCGGACUCUCUCCCUCCGCGCCUUUAUGUCAGGAGACACCAAGGAGAAGACGCGGCCCCACCGAGGAGCCUCUCUUCCCAGCCCAGAGCCCCCCAGACCUGGGGCCUCCGCCGUAGCCCCAGGGCUCCUAAAACCGCCUCCUCGCCCGUACACACCCCCACCAGGACGGUGUACAGCCGCGGGGCCAAGAUGCACAGCAGGAGCCUCAGCCUGAGCAUGCACAGCGAGAGCUACGACUCCGGAGACAUGAUGGACUCCACAGAGAGGCAGUCCAGUUCGGAGGAGGACGACGCCUGGCCCCAGCCUGCCGUCUCUCUGGCCCCGGAGUCGGAGGACUCUGAUGUAGGCCGCAGGAUGGUCGGGGAGGCUCCCUCAGACAGACACACUCCCUCCACACUCCCCAAACUCCAAAGGGGCCUCUCUCUUGGCUCACAAGCUCGGUCACAGUCCAGCCUCCCAGCCUCUCCUCUAGAGGUUCACUGUAAGCCCCUGCCUCCCCUCUCUCCCUCUGGGAGCAGGAAAAGGCUGACCAAGCGUAAACCUUGCCAGAGUGCCCCCCCGUCGGCCAAGCAGCCAGCAAAACCCCCCCCUGCCAACAGAGCGGCAACCCCCAGCAAAACAGCCAGCAAAACAGCCAUCAAAACAGCCAGCAAAACAAAAACUCCAGCUGCCCGUCCACGAAGGAAGAAACACAAGCCGGCGUUCAGCGGGCCCCCCUCCUGCUCUCUCUUCUCCCCUCAGGAACCGGAGAUCCAGCUGAGGUAUGCCAGGACCAGAGAGAGGAAGGAGCACAAGUCGGACAACUUCUGUCCGUUCAUCCACGUGGAGCGGAGGGAGUGCACGGUGGUCAACUACCAGGAAGAGGAGCAGGGUGUGAGGGGGGGGCAGCCCCAGGGCGCUGCUGGGUCUGGGUCUCUAUCUGGACUGGUCCCCAGGACGUCCUGCUUCAAGCUGGGUCGCAUCUGCUCCCGGAGCCGGGGAGAGUCCUCCCAGGUGUGCUGUCUGUGUGGAAGCUCGGCCAACACCAUGGGUUUGGGGGACCUCCAUGGGCCGUACUACCCCAGCGGACCAGGGCUGGGGGACCAGAACCACCCUCGGGCCCAGAGUCAACAGCAGAACCACAACAAACCGGCUCCAGAUUACAGGGCUCAUCUACCGGGAGCGGAGAACGGCUGGCAUGGCCCCAGUAACGGCCACAGACCUGUGGACGAGGCUGGAGAGGAGGAGUCCAAGAUAGUGGUGGGCAGUGAUGGGGAGGGUUCAGUGAUGCCGCCAGACAGACCGCUGUGGACUGGUGGUUCUGGAGCUCACAGCCCUAGACCUGGACUAGAACCCCCUCACAGCCCCGGGCCAGAACCACAACCCACACACAGUCCUCUACCAACAACAGAACUCACUCACUAUCCUGGACCAGCACUAGAACCCUCUCACUAUCCUGGACCAGCACUAGAACCCUCUCACUAUCCUGGACUAGUACCAGAACCCUCUCACUAUCCUGGACUAGUACCAGAACCCACUCACUAUCCUGGACCAACACCAGAACCCACACACAGUCCUGGACCAACACCAGAACCCACACACAGUCCUGGACCAGCACCAGAACCCACACACAGUCCUGGACCAACACUACAACCCAAACACAGUCCUGGACCAGCACCAGAACCCACACAAAGUCCUGGACCAGCACCAGAACCCACACACAGUCCUGGACUAGCACCAGAACCGACACAAAGUCCUGGACCAGCACCAGAACCCACACACAGUCCUGGACCAACACUACAACCCACACACAGUCCUGGACCAGCACCAGAACCCACACAAAGUCCUGGGGAGCGCUGGGUUCAUGAGGACUGUGGGGUCUGGUCAGCAGGGGUGUUCCUGGUCAAAGGGAUGCUCUAUGGGCUGGAUGAAGCUGUGAGGCUGGCCAGAGAGACAGUGUGUACGGCCUGCGGCAGGCCAGGAGCAACCAUGGGGUGCUUCAUCAAGAGCUGUCCCACCAAGUACCACUACAAGUGUGCCUGCCAGUCAGGAUGUGCACUCAACGAAGACAAUUUCUCUAUGAGAUGUCCGAAGCACAAGAACAAAACAUUCCAAGGUGUGACCAGACAGUGCUACAGAUGACAAACAGGAAACCACUGCCAGACAUAGAAGUGACCUGGGCCUUGAUCUGGGCCUAGACAUGGCUCUAGAACUGUCCCCGCCUCUAGAACUGUCCCCGCCUCUAGAACUGUCCCCGGCUCUAGAACUGUCCCCGCCUCUAGAACUUUCCCCGGCUCUAGAACUGGACCUAGGCAUUGACUGGAUCCAGACCUCUCAUAGGAGUGUGUGUGGACACACCACUACCACAGAUAUACUUAGGAACUAACUACUGGACCUUAUCACAACAUCCGUUCAGUUCAAUACUGACCUGCAACCCCAGGAACACAGCACUCAGAGAGAGAGAGGAAGAUUCGACACCCCAGUCCGCUGGUGUGUCUAAGUGUGUUUAUAUUGCAGUUUUGAUUGUUGGUGAGUUAUUUAAAUUAAUGCAGUAUUGAUGGUGGAUGUCUGUACUCGUUCCAGUGGUCUUUAAUGUAAUAAAGGAUUUAUUGAUGUA
Molecule: messenger RNA, 3969 nt
Organism: Osmerus eperlanus (European smelt)
Lineage: Eukaryota; Metazoa; Chordata; Actinopteri; Osmeriformes; Osmeridae
Product: serine/arginine repetitive matrix protein 1-like
Exons: 5
Coding region: 471-3494 (1007 amino acids)
Biological process (GO): regulation of transcription by RNA polymerase II
Cellular component (GO): nucleus
Source: RefSeq, a predicted model, not a curated record